GGCCUCCCUGUCUCUGAGGCCAGGCAGGCCCUCUCCUCCUGGGCCAGCUGGCGGGUCAUCUCCAGGCCUUUCCAGAGGCCAGCAGGGGUUGGGGACACGGUCCUGGACCCUGGCUGGGUGCCCUUCCGGGAGCCGUCACCCCCCCCAGCAGGCAGGGGCCUCUCGGGGGAGGCGGUAUUUGGAUGCUGGUGGUGUCAAAGGUCACUGGGGGCGGGACGGGAGUGGGAAGAUACUCUGGUGGCCUUCCUCCGGAGCAGACGAAAGGAGAGUGUUUCCAGGCGGCGCCCAGCGUGGGGGAGCAGCUGUGGUUUCAGGGCGUUCCCGCGGAGUGGCGGCUGUGAUUUGAGGAGCCGUGAAUGCAGAAUGCUGGGCUCAGCCCCACUCCGAGCCUCCGGGCUCUGGGGGGCCUGUCCGUGGCGGCCCUUCUCUCUGCUGUCUGGCUCUGGUGGCGGCUCGGGGCGGCCCCCGGGGGAGCCCCGGCCCCACAGCCUACGAUCACCAUCCUCGUCUGGCACUGGCCAUUUGCCAGCCAUCCCCCAGAGCUGCCUGGGGACACCUGCGCCAGGUACGGGGUGGCCCGCUGCCGCCUGACCGCCAACCGCAGCCUGCUGGCCAGCGCCGACGCCGUGGUCUUCCACCACCGAGAGCUGCAGGCCCAGCGGGCCCGCCUGCCCCUGGCUGAGCGGCCGCGGGGCCAGCCCUGGGUGUGGGCCUCCAUGGAGUCGCCCAGCCACACCCGCGGCCUCGGCCGCCUCCGAGGGGUCUUCAACUGGGUGCUGAGCUACCGGCGUGACUCGGACAUCUUCGUGCCCUACGGCCGCCUGGAGCCCCGUGAGGGGCCUGCACCUCCUCUGCCGGCCAAGCGUGGGAUGGCCGCAUGGGUGGUCAGCAACUUCCAGAAGCGGCAGCGGCGCGUGCAGCUGUACCGGCAGCUGGCGCCGCACCUGCGGGUGGACGUGUUCGGCCGCGCGGCUGGGCAGCCCCUGUGUGCUGGUUGCCUGCUGCGCGCCGUGGCCAGCUACCGCUUCUACCUGGCCUUCGAGAACUCCGAGCACCGGGACUACAUAACCGAGAAGUUCUGGCGCAACGCGCUGCUGGCCGGCGCCGUGCCCGUGGCCUUGGGCCCCCCGAGGGCCGCCUACGAGGCCGUCGCCCCGCCCGACGCCUUCGUGCAUGUAGACGACUUUGGCUCGGCCCGCGAGCUGGCCGCCUUCCUCACCGGCAUGAACGAGAGCUGCUAUCGGCGCUACUUCGCGUGGCGAGACCGGUUCCGCGUGCGGCUGUUCAGCGACUGGCGAGAGCGCUUCUGUGCUAUCUGUGCCCGGUUCCCCCAGCUGCCCCGUGGCCAGGUCUACCAGGACCUUGAGGGCUGGUUCCAGGCCUGAGCUCUGCCCGUGGAGGGGGGGGAAGGGGAGGGUGGCUGGGGAGCUGGACACGUGGGUAGAGGGCUGGGUGUUGAAAUCAAACCACUGGCAUCCGACCCGACCCCCAUAGGCAACGGCCGGGCAGACGUGGAGGCUGGGGUGGGAGACUGGGAAGCAGGGCUCGUCUGGGCAGCCUGCCUGGAGGAGGAGGCUGCUGGACAUUGGAGCCACUCUGUGGAGGCAGAGGUGAGAGCAGGGAGGGAGGGAGGGAGUACGGGGUGCUGAGGUCCGUCAGGUGGACGGCCACACAGGCCCUCCGUCCCCACCUCGAUCAUAUCUGAGAGGAGUAGGGGCUGCGAGAGGCUGGAGGCAGGGCCCUCGGGGCUGCAGACAUGCCCCCUGAGGUCUGUGGGGGCAAAAGCUGGGCCCCUGACCCAGAGCUGGGGUCUCUUUGUCCCGGAUGUGCAGUCUGGAGCCCGGCGUGCCACCCAGCCUGCUGUGCCCUGGGGAGGGGACACCGACCAAUAAAGACACGAGCAGAG
This is a messenger RNA of Capra hircus (goat), 1906 nucleotides long. It is a transcript of the gene FUT7, whose product is annotated as fucosyltransferase 7. Gene Ontology annotation, molecular function: alpha-(1->3)-fucosyltransferase activity. The record is from RefSeq and is a predicted model, not a curated record. Lineage: Eukaryota; Metazoa; Chordata; Mammalia; Artiodactyla; Bovidae. The transcript has 2 exons. Gene Ontology annotation, cellular component: membrane. The coding region runs from base 357 to 1385 and encodes 342 amino acids.